Molecule: messenger RNA, 3339 nt
Organism: Mustela erminea (ermine)
Lineage: Eukaryota; Metazoa; Chordata; Mammalia; Carnivora; Mustelidae
Product: suppressor of cytokine signaling 5-like
Exons: 1
Coding region: 264-1874 (536 amino acids)
Biological process (GO): intracellular signal transduction; phosphatidylinositol phosphate biosynthetic process
Cellular component (GO): phosphatidylinositol 3-kinase complex
Molecular function (GO): 1-phosphatidylinositol-3-kinase regulator activity
Source: RefSeq, a predicted model, not a curated record
GGGGAGGGGGGAGGGGAAAGGGUAAAGGGGGGAGGCGGCCGGGGAAGGGGGUGGGGGCCUGGCGGGGGCAUCCGGCAGAGCUGGGGUCCCCGGGCUCCGUCCAGAGGAAACGAGACUGCGCUCGAUCGGGCAGUUGGAGGGGACGGGACAGGAGCGGCGGGCGGACUCGCCCUCUCCGUGACUGCGCCGUCCGGGCCCGUCCGCCUGGCCGCAGGUGCCCCUGGAUGAGGCCGCCCCGCGCACCGGGACCGAUAUUAUAAUCAAUGGAUAAAGUGGGAAAGAUGUGGAAUAACUUCAAAUACAGGUGUCAGAAUCUCUUCAGUCACGAGGGAGGGAGCCGUAGUGAAAAUGUGGACAUGAACUCCAAUAGAUGUUUGUCUGUGAAAGAGAGAAACAUCAGUACAGGAGACUCAGCUCCUCAGCAACAAAGCAGUCCCUUAAGAGAAAACGUUGCCUUACAACUGGGAUUAAGCCCUUCCAAGAAUUCUUCAAGGAGAAACCAAAACUGUGCCACUGAAAUUCCUCAGAUUGUUGAAAUAAGCAUUGAAAAGGAUAAUGAUUCCUGUGUCACCCCAGGAGCGAGACUUGCAAGAAGGGAUUCCUACUCUCGGCAUGCUCCAUGGGGUGGGAAGAAAAAACAUUCCUGUUCUACAAAGACACAGAGUUCAUUGGAUACUGAUAAAAAGUUCGGUAGAACUCGAAGCGGACUUCAAAGGAGAGAGAGGCGGUAUGGUGUGAGCUCUGUGCAUGACAUGGACAGCGUGUCCAGCAGAACUGUGGGGAGCCGCUCUCUGAGACAGAGGUUGCAGGACACUGUGGGCUUGUGUUUUCCCAUGAGAACUUACAGCAAGCAGUCAAAACCCCUCUUUUCUAAUAAAAGAAAAAUACACCUUUCUGAAUUAAUGCUUGAGAAAUGCCCUUUUCCUGCUGGCUCAGAUUUAGCCCAAAAAUGGCAUUUGAUUAAACAGCAUACAGCCCCUGUGAGCCCACACUCGACAUUUUUUGAUACGUUUGAUCCAUCCUUGGUUUCCACGGAAGAUGAAGAAGAUAGGCUUCGAGAGAGAAGACGGCUCAGUAUUGAAGAGGGGGUUGACCCUCCGCCCAAUGCACAAAUACAUACCUUUGAAGCCACCGCACAGGUUAAUCCGUUAUAUAAACUGGGACCAAAGUUAGCUCCUGGAAUGACUGAAGUAAGUGGGGACAGUAGUGCAAUUCCACAAGCUAAUUGUGACUCAGAAGAGGACACUACCACCCUGUGUCUGCAGUCACGUAGGCAGAAGCAACGUCAGGUGUCCGGAGACAGCCAUGCCCACGUUAGCAGACAGGGAGCUUGGAAAGUCCAUACGCAGAUCGAUUACAUACACUGCCUCGUGCCUGACUUGCUCCAGAUUACAGGGAAUCCCUGUUACUGGGGAGUGAUGGACCGUUACGAAGCAGAAGCCCUCCUUGAAGGGAAACCUGAAGGCACAUUCUUGCUCAGGGACUCUGCGCAAGAGGACUACCUCUUCUCUGUGAGCUUCCGUCGCUACAACAGGUCCCUGCAUGCCCGAAUUGAACAGUGGAAUCACAACUUUAGUUUUGACGCCCACGACCCUUGUGUAUUUCACUCCUCCACUGUAACAGGACUUUUGGAACAUUAUAAAGAUCCCAGUUCUUGCAUGUUUUUUGAACCCUUGCUUACUAUAUCACUAAACAGGACUUUCCCUUUUAGCCUGCAGUAUAUCUGCCGUGCAGUAAUCUGUAGAUGCACUACAUAUGAUGGAAUUGAUGGGCUUCCUUUACCAUCAAUGUUGCAGGAUUUUUUGAAAGAGUAUCAUUACAAGCAAAAAGUUAGAGUUCGCUGGUUAGAAGGAGAACCAGUCAAGGCGAAGUAAACUCUCCUGCCCCCAGUGGGCCUUAUCUAGAUCUGCUUUUCUGUGCACCAGACAGUACACCUAUAGCAAGCACACGUGUCAGUGUUAGGUGUCUUUCAGUGCAGUAUGUAGGCUUAGUGUUAGUAUCUGUCAGAUGCGAUCUGCUGUUACUUCCUCAGAUAAAUGUGGUGCCUAUUUGAGACAACAGAGGACAGAGCUACAGGUGUUCAGUAAGGCUGCGAAGGCAUUUUGUCGAUCGAGCGAACGGUUUGGUUUAUAAUGACUGUUGGAAUUGAGUGAAGCAACUCGGGGGCAUUUGUUAUGAAGAAUUCUAUUUCUUACUGAAGAACAAAUUAUUAAUAUUGGAAGAGUAUUUCAACAGUGUGACUAAUGUUUGAAAUUGUUAUUUUUUCUAAGAAUUUUUCUAUAACCUUCCAAAAGUAGCGCUGUUUGUAGUUACUAUAGAUCAAGCUUUGGAAGUCCAAAAAAUAAAGACUGCCUUCCUUGAGGAAAAAAGAAAAAUGCAAUUUUCUGGCCACAAGGGCAGAGUGCAGUUCACUUAAGUGUUGAUAGAGUUUAUAGUCAGUCUCCUGUCUCUUCUGCAAAAGGUACUGUUAAGCCAACCAGGUUUUCUAAAUAGUUGCUUUUAAAAGUUCAGGCUUAUAAAGUUGGUAGUUGAUUUAUUUCAAGGCCUUAGUUAUUCAUUUUAUUUUGAAUGAGUGCUUUAACGUAAAACACAUUGGGAAGAGCUGCAAUGUAGUCCUGUGUGUGAGUUCUUAAGUUAGUAUGUGUGGUCUACUUGUUGAUUAUUUAAAGUUGGAUCUUUUCCUGUGCCCAUGAUGCGUUUGUGAACCAUGAAGAACGUGAGACUAGAAGAUGCCCAAACAAGUCCGUAUAUGAUAACAGCGGUGGUUGCUGAUGUUGAGAUGAUUUUUAAACUGCAGUGAACAAUUUGGACGGCACUAUUUAGCUCUUUGUUGUAAACACUCGUAGCUGAAUUGCUUAAGUACAAUUUGUAGAAUUUCAGUGCAGUUAAUUUCUAAUGGAAAAUCCGAAACCCUAAUUGCAGAUUUAAAAGGUACUGUACAACUGUUGUAUCUGUAAAUAACUUUACUUAGCACCUUUUUGUCACUUAGAAUAUUAUGCAAUACUAAUUAAGUGAGCUAUUUUGGAAGUAAUACCAAGUCCUAGUGUUUGCUUCUUAGUAUUGAACUGAAUUUACAGUUCUGUCCUAGACAUUUUGCACUAGUCAAAUCCAUUUUUGUGUCUUUUUGUUAAUGUGCUCUGUACCACUGGUGAGUGCUCCUUGGUUUCCUUACCUGCUGCUACAGAAAGUUCUUUUACAUCCUGAUGGCUAUUGCCAAGGCUACAAAAAAGAAAAGCUAUAUUUGUAUGCAACACUAACCCUUUGACUGCUAAUGUACGUUUCUGCUUGCUGUGCCUUGUUAUGGCUGCUUUUUUGUGCUAAUAAAGUAUGUUUGGUGUU